Messenger RNA from Microbotryum saponariae, 3345 nucleotides. Lineage: Eukaryota; Fungi; Basidiomycota; Microbotryomycetes; Microbotryales; Microbotryaceae. The record is from the annotation of a GenBank genome assembly.
AUGGGAUCCGAUCGAGCAGUGCUGCUGCCACGCGAGCGUCUUUCGCAGGAGCUUACACUCGGACGCUUUCUCUUUCUUCAGGUCUGCCACCAAUGCCGACACGACCGAUCAGUCCAACUCGACCGCUAGUUUCAUCUCGGCGCUCGUCACGGGUCUGGUCGUGCUCGGAGCUUUGCUCGUCGUCUGGCUCGCGCUGCGAAAGAGGAACCAGGCCGUCUAUGCACCCCGUACCAUCUUCCCUCCUCCCGAGUGAGUAUUUAGUUCUCUGGACGAACCGCCUGUUUUUUUCCUCUUUCUUUCUAUCACUUCGGUCGCAGCUCUGCUUACGCUGCUCGAAUCGUGGCCCCACCUCCCUUGUGCCUCCGCAGGAAACGAGCACCUGAUCUCCCGACGAAUCCUAUACAAUGGUUCAAAACGGUCGUCACGACAUCCGAUGAUGUGAUCCUCCACAGCCAAGGUCCCGACACGUACUUUUUCAUGCGCUUCAUUAGGUUAGUCUUUUAGCUCCCCACUUGAUGCAGUCUCGAUAAACGAGCCCGCCCGAGCCGACGGCGCGCGUCCGAUUCCGCGGUGCCUGAGGAAAAAAACCCUGGGUGAACGAAACAAGCUUGGAUCCCUGACGUAAUCGAUGACCCUCUCCUCCCAUAUUUCCUUCCUUGGCGGUUCCGAAACCUUUCUUUAUCGCGGCUUGGCAUCUACUACUACAACGACGACGAUCAUUUUGACUGGACAUGCAAACUUCGGCCAUGUCGUACCACCGAUCACAGGCUCGCAGUCAUGAUCUUUGGCCCCUUUUUCAUCGUUACUUGGCUCAUCCUCAUGCCGAUCGCAGGCACGGGAGCAGCAAGCGCUAAAGGCGUACGUGCCAUCGUCAUGAGGCUCUCGAAACGGUGUCAUCACCAGGCUAAAUCAUAUUCUUGCUUUCGUUUCAUCACAACAGCUCAACAAGUUUACGUACGGCAACGUCGCCACGACGCAGCAACUUCGUCUGAUCGCUUACUUCCUGGUUGCGAUCCUGCUCACGCGUAAGCUCGACGCGUCACGUGAUCUUCGCACGCAUCAGCCCGCGAUCGAGAUGCUGACCCUCAUUCUGCGACCACCUUGCCUCUCGAUAGUCUACACGCUUUACCUCAUUGACCAAGAGUACCGUCACUACAAGCAAGUGCGCCAGGAAUGGCUCGCCUCGCCUGCUCGCGCCAACCUCGAUGCCGCGCGCACGGUCGUGAUCAGCAACGUCCCCGAAAAGUACCGCUCGCGUGAAGGCGUGCAGGAGCUCGUCGGCGAGACGGGUGAGAUCACCAACAUCUGGUUGUCACGCAUCAUCGGUAAGAUGGAAGACGUCUACGACGAACGCAACAAGGAAACGGCCAAGCUCGAGAACGCCGAAGGAUCGGUCCUUGCCCUCGCGGCCAAGAACAAGCGCAAGAACAAGCUGCCCGAGGCUUCCAAGGCCGCGGACGUCGAGGCGGACUCGUUGAUUGGUCAAUACAUUCCCAAGAAGAAGCAACCGAGCCACAAGCGAGGCUUCAUGGGCUUGCUCGGCGAGAAGGUCGACACCCUCAACGACUCGCCCGCUUACAUCCAAGAGAAGGACGCCGAGCUGGAGAAGGCGCGCGCUGGUUUCAACGAACUGCCUAUGGGCGAUACGAUUUUUGUCCGCUUCGCUAUGCGUGAACAAGCCCAUGCCUUCGCCAGCUCCGUAGACCCGGCCACGGCCUCGACCAAGGACAAGAUGCGCGUUGACAAGGCCGUCACCGCCGGUAAGAUUGAACCUAGAGUCGACAUCAUGGCCGAAGACGUCGUUUGGUCGAACCUCAAGAUGGCGCCUGCGAUGCGCGCAUCCCGCAAGAUCUUGUCGUGGUCGUUGACGAUCGGUCUCAUCAUCAUCUGGGCGAUCCCCGUCGCGUUCGUCGGUGUGCUGUCCAACAUCAACUCGCUCUCCUCGACCGUGCCCUUCCUCAGCUUCUUGAGAAAGAUCCCUCCCACCGUCAUUGGUAUCAUUCAAGGUCAGUUCGCGCACGUUCAACUCUGUGCAUGCUAGGUGCUGAGUAUCCUUGUGUAUGUAUCGCAGGUAUCCUUCCUCCCGUCUUGUUGGCUGUCCUCUUCAUGCUUUUGCCGAUCGUCCUGCGCUUCUUUUGCAAGAUGCAAGGCACCGUUCGCAAGAGUGAGAUUGAGAAGCAGCUCUUUGUGCGCUUCUGGCUUUUCCAGGUCAUCCACGGAUUCUUGAUUGUCACUGUUUCGUGUGGGUCCUCCGUUGCAUAGGUGACGCCAAACAUAAGUAAACGACUGAUCGUUCUUGCUGGUGCGUUCUGUAGCCGGUCUCCCCGCGGCUUUGAAGAACAUCAAGACCCAGUUGCCUCAACUGCCGACGCUUUUGGCACAAAAGCUGCCCACCGCUUCGACCUUCUUCUUGCAGUGGCUCGCUCUUUGUAAGUCCCGCCCCUCACGUUCGUGCACACCUUCAACUGUGUUGAUCUGACUCCUCACUUGUUCUGCCCAGAUGCGCUCACCUCGUUCGGUCUGGCAAUCUCGCGCGCCGUGCCCUUUGUGAUGAGCCACCUCGGCUUCAUCCUCUCCGGCCCGACCCCUCGUAAGGAGUUCAAGUUCAGCAACAAGAUGGGUGCGAUCGCGCUGGCGACGACGUGGCCCCCCGUCGCCUUGUUGCUCUGCGUCGGCAUCGUCUACUCGUGCAUCCAGCCCGUCAUCACGCUCUUUGGUCUCUUCACCUUCGUGCUCCUGUACAUCCUCUACAAGUACACGCUCAUCUGGGUAGUCGACCAACCCAACAGCCUCGAGACCGGUGGCGAGUUCAUGCGCAAGGCCAUGGUCACCGUCUUUGUCUCGCUCUACCUCGAACUCGUUUGCCUGUGCGGUCUCUUCUUCCUCGCGACCGAUGCGACGGGCAAGCGCUCCAAGCCUGGAUUGGCCGGUGGUGUCUUGAUGGCGUUGCUGCUUGCGCUCGUUGCCGUCUUCCACUGGCACACGACCCAUGUCCGCUUCCCUCCCCACGAAUGCCACUACCUUCAGAGCACGACUCCCAUUUCUGCGGGCCACGAUGCGUCCGUCGGCGCCUACCCUCCCCGCAAGGAGAGCAAGGAAGGCUACGAGCCGCCUCAGGACAAGAACGUCGAACGAGAGUACCAGCACCCCGCGACGUACGAGGAUGCACCGGUCGUUUGGAUUUGCGAUGAUACGCUGGGCAUCGGCGCGGCCGAGGCGACUCGCUUGAACGAACUCAAGAUCUACGCCAGUACCGAGUUCGCCAAGAUGGACGCCGAGGGCAAGGUCCAUGUCGAGCGUGGUCCUCCUGAUCAGCCUUGGUCCGAGGGUAUCGAUGCCAUCUGA